AUGCAUCGUUCCUUGUGGUCGUUCUCCUUGAGCGCUAGCCUUGCGCUCUCCUCCUGCCUUCCGAAAGGUUGUCCUGGGGUCAAAGGCGAUCUCACCAUCGAUUCUUUCCAGCUAUACCCAGAAAAUACCGAUUUUGAUGCCAAGCGCUGUGUGGCGUACUUCAGUGUCCUCUACAACGCCACUGUUGCAGUAUACGACCCUAGCAAGAAUGCUGUCGUUAAGACCCUCGCAAUCCCUGGAUUGAGUGGAAACCCUCUCCUGCACUCGAGUGGUGUUCAGGUCGAUCCUCGGGAUCGGCUCUCUAUCGUGAUUGACGCCGGCUCAUCCUUCGACACCGGAGGCCAAAACAUUUCGGGCGACAACUUUCUCGUCAAAUACGGUCUCAAGGAUGACCGGGUCCUUUGGAGAACGAAUCUUACAGCUGUCACAGAUGGUGUGUACAGUGGGUACCAGGACAUUGAGCACGAUGAGCUGGGUAAUACCUUUGUGCUCGGCACUUUCCCAAGCAGCAUCAUCCGCGUUAGCGCCGAUGGAAAGCAGGCCACGCCUUGGUACCUUGCAACCCCGCCGGAUCACACGGUCCACGGCUACAGUGGCAUCGUCAACAUCGGCAAGAGUCUGAUAGUCAGCGACAAUACGGAUGGGCAGCUCUACAAGUUUGACAUUCGCGCUCAAAAGGGCACUCCCGUCAGAAUCCCACUGUCGUCUGGGGACGGCGCUAUCGGUCUGAAUCUCGACGGCGCCUACCUGCCUCCUCGUUACUCGGACAAGGUUCUUCUGAUCUCCGACAACGUCAACGGAACCUAUGUUCUCCGCUCAUCGGAUGGCAAGUGGAACACUGCCGAGAACCUUGGAGUGAUUCCCAACAGUCUUCUCUCCGAGGGCGGUACUACCGUGGCCUCUCUUCAGAUUGGCGAGUCAAUCUACACCGUCACCGAGUUCUUUGGGGAUGCGCGGGUGCCAGGCACUCUUGCUGGAAACAGGACGAGCUUUCCCCUGGUUGACAUUACGUCUCAGGUACAGAGCUUGCUCAAGUAG
Messenger RNA from Verticillium nonalfalfae, 1038 nucleotides. RefSeq lists its product as uncharacterized. NCBI's taxonomy places the organism in Eukaryota, Fungi, Ascomycota, Sordariomycetes, Glomerellales, Plectosphaerellaceae. The coding region runs from base 1 to 1038 and encodes 345 amino acids. The transcript is spliced from 2 exons. The record is from RefSeq and is a predicted model, not a curated record.